AUGAAGAAAAUUUUUGAUCUAAAAGAUUUGACAGCAUUAGGGAAAGGAGGGGAUAAAAAAAUAUGGGCUGAUGAUUUAAAUGGAAAAUUUUCAGUUGCAAAUUUAGUGCAGCAGAUAAGAGUGAAGUAUCAGAAAUUGCAGUUGGCUAAAUAUGUGUGGAGUCCUUAUAUACAUCCUUAUACUUCUUGUAAUGUUUGGAAGAUUCUCAGAAGGGCUUGUGAAACUGAAGAAAGUGUCAGAAAGAAAGGGUAUGCCACAAUAUCCAAAUGUUACUUAUGUGGAAAUGGUCAAGACAAUAUGAAGCAUGUUCUGUGGGAAUGUUCUUUCAGUAAAGAUUUUUGGAACUGGCUGGGAGUGAUGGUGGAGUUGUGGAUGACAAGAAACUUGAAAGUAUAUGAGAAUAUCAACCCCAAUGCUAUGAAGUUCAAGGAUAAAAUCAUGAACUUUACUAAGGAGUGUGGAGUCAGAGUAAAUGGGUUCAUGAAGAACAUCAUGUAUGACCUGAACAUUAUAGUUAAUUUUUGUAUAAAAGAAAUUAAGAGCAAAUGUGCUGCUGUUAAAGAAGUUUUUUUCAGGCUUCCUCAGGUAAACCAAACUCCAAUAUGUUGUGAUGGGGCUGCAAAAGGCAGUCCUGGUGCUUCAUGGAUUGGUUUUAUUGCAAGAACUAGUGAAGGAACUUGCUUAGGAGAUGGAAGUUAA
Papaver somniferum (opium poppy) is the source of this 699-nucleotide messenger RNA. RefSeq lists its product as uncharacterized. The transcript has 2 exons. The record is from RefSeq and is a predicted model, not a curated record. Lineage: Eukaryota; Viridiplantae; Streptophyta; Magnoliopsida; Ranunculales; Papaveraceae. Bases 1 to 699 code for a protein of 232 amino acids.